Messenger RNA from Blastocystis hominis, 3206 nucleotides. RefSeq lists its product as hypothetical. Bases 1650 to 3206 code for a protein of 518 amino acids. The record is from RefSeq and is a predicted model, not a curated record. The transcript is spliced from 6 exons. Gene Ontology annotation, cellular component: nucleus. NCBI's taxonomy places the organism in Eukaryota, Bigyra, Opalinata, Blastocystidae. Gene Ontology annotation, molecular function: ATP binding; RNA helicase activity; RNA binding.
ACCCACACGAUGGUGGAAGUCGUGGACCGCAAUAUCAUCCGCACGCUGAAGCAGAGCGCUGUGUGCUGCUCGCAGAUCAUGACGAUGAUGCUCCCCAUGAGCGAAACCAUCCGCAUUGCGCGCGAUUUGAACGAUUAUUUCUCGCUGGCGACGAUGAAGAAGGAGGAGAUUCGCGAGUAUAUCACUCGCCAUCCCACGCGAUUCACAAACCUCGACUAUAUGAAUCUGUUUAAGAUCACCACGGAGGAUCGAGAACGCGACGACGCUGCGAUCGAUUGGAUUGAGGAUAUUCUACAAGCAGCGAAGGCGGAGAGAGCUGCGAAGGCGAAGGGUGCUGCAAAGUCGAAGGGUGCUGCAAAGUCGAAAUCAAGAAUGUAAAAAACUGAAUCAUAUUGUGGAUUGUUUGUAUUGAGAAAACAAGCCAAGCUACGAACUGCCAAAGAUGAUUGAGGGGAAAUAGUAUGUAACAAUGCCUUGGUAAUAGUCGACCCAAGCAAUUCCUUGAUCGACAAAGGAAUCCAAUUCUUUGACCCAUCGGCCAUGGUCAUCGGUUCCCAAGUCAGACACACAUAUUUUCCCAUUUUGUCUGUUCGCUUUUGAAAGGACUUUGAGUGAGUCCACGGUGAAGUUCAUAUCUGAUGACUUAAUAUACUCCACGACUCCAUCCCUAUCUUCGAUGGUUUCGAUCGUGAGCGAAUUGGAUAGACAGGAAAGCUUUCGCACAGCGGUACGAAUAUCAUCGCGGUGGACAUGCUCAGCGUUUUUAUUUUGAUUGAGUCGUUCCUUGACUUCCGUGAGACGGAUCAAACCACCGUUUUCAUAACGUGUGUUAAUACAGACUCCGAGCACACGCAUUCCAAGCGAUUUAUAAAAUUCAUCCAAAUUCUUGUUUAAUAAUCCUGCUAAAAACCCUUUCUUCUGAGUAAAAGGAUCGACUCCGAUAUCAUUGCAAAGUUUGUAGAAUUUCUUUUGAUACUCAUCAUCUCCCUGUAAAACUUCCUUCUGAUUUUCCACAAUACGCUGUAGGCAGGAUUGUAAAGUCAGAACUGAACUCUUUAACGUUUCCACUCUUUUUUGUUCUUCAUCAUCGUCCAGCUGUGUUCUUUCUUCCAUUCUUGUCAAGCAACAAAACCCAGUAGACUGGAUAUGCAAAGCAAGCUAUAAUGAUAUUCUGGGUUAAAAUUCGAAUUUCCCGCGGUUUCACUGACUUGAUGGAUUGACGCUUUUCUUUUUCCUGAAAUCUUACUGAGCGUGAUUGCAAUCCAUUGCUCCUAUACACAGCUCCAUGUCCAACCAAAAUAGCAAAACUAUAUUAUCAACUUGCAUAUUACUAGUUGAGAAUAGUAAUACACGACCUGCAUGUUUUUAAGAAUCGAUGGGGUAUCUUUGGCUAUUUUGAGGGUUGCCGCGGGAAUGCAGCCGUUUUUCUCAUAUAUCGCCUCGAUCAUAUUCUACUCAUUCUAAUAGAAGGAUUCUAUAAUGCAACCAGGUAGGUAUCAUGAAAUAUAUGAUAUAUUGUUAUUUUUGUAAUAUGGGUUCGUUGCUAAAUUUGUCUAGAAAUAGAGAAAUACGUUCCUCCGCAUUUGCGACAUGCAAUAGCGGACAACAGUCAAGUAGCGAACAGACCGAGGCCCUCUGAGACCAACUCGAUGGCAAAUAGGGGCAACAGCGGUUAUUUAUGGAAACGAAAUUCAGAGGGAGGGUCAUCUGAUAGUUACAAUCCUCCUGCCAGCUCGAACAGCAGAUUCCAAAACUCCAGAGAAAUGCGAGAUGAUCACUCCACCCACAACUAUUAUCCGCCACACGCCACUUCUAAUCCGCCAAUAUCGAGUCGUUGGGCUGGAUUGGUUCAGGAAACAUAUCCACCUCGCCGCUGGACGAACCGACGCGGAGCCUACAAGAAUCACCUUGGUUUCCAUGGUUCUUUGCGCCCUUCCAGAUUUUCUGAAAAGGAGUUAUUCGAGUCAAUGGAACAUGUAACGGAAGGAAUAAACUUUGAUAACUACGACAACAUUCCAGUCGAAGUGAACGGUGACAACAUCCCCGAGCCCAUUCCCGAGUUUUCGGAAGAAUACAUUCCCAAAUCGCUUCUCGAUAAUAUCAUUCGCUGCGACUACAGACGUCCCACCCCUGUGCAAAAAUACGGUCUCGCCAUCGGCUGCAUUGGCCGCGAUUUGAUGGCCUGCGCGCAGACAGGCUCGGGCAAAACCGCGGGCUUCCUGUUCCCCAUCAUCAUCUCCAUGCUCCGCAACGGUCCCAGCAAGGCUCCGCUCCCCGACGACUACGGCGAUCGCUACUUCCCGACCUGCCUCAUCCUCUCCCCGACGCGUGAGCUGGCUCUCCAGAUCUACCAGGAAUCGCAGCGCUUCUGCUACUGCACCGGCAUCGCCUCCGCCGUCGUCUACGGCGGCACGCCCAUGCGCGAAGUCCUGGACUCGCUUCGCUCCGGCUGCGACAUCCUCGUCGGCACGCCCGGCCGCGUCAAGGACAUGAUCCAGCGCGGCAUUCUCGGCCUCGAAGGCAUCACCCAUCUCGUGCUGGACGAGGCGGACCGCAUGCUGGACAUGGGUUUCGAGCCGCAGAUCCGCGACAUCGUGGAGCAGUCGGGCAUGCCGCGCAACCGCCAGACGCUCAUGUUCUCCGCGACGUUCCCCGACGAGAUCCAGCGCCUCGCGGGCGACUUCCUCAUCGACUACGUCUUCCUCGCCGUGGGCCGCGUCGGCGGCGCCGCGCAGGACAUCGAGCAGCGCGUGAUCUACGUGGAGGACGCCGACAAGGACUCCUACCUCCUCCACGAGCUGGAGAACUGGGGAAACGGACGGAUCCUGAUCUUCGUGGAGACGAAGCGCAAGGCGGACAUUCUGCAGCGCUAUCUCACCACGCAGCACUUCCAGGCCGCGUCCAUCCACGGCGACCGCUCCCAGGCCGACCGCGAGGACGCGCUCAGCGCGUUCAAGCUCAACCGCGUGCAGAUCUUGGUGGCGACGGACGUGGCCGCGCGCGGACUGGACAUUCCCGACGUGUCGCUGGUGAUCAAUUACGACACGCCGCAGAACAUCGAGGACUACGUCCACCGAAUCGGACGCACGGGGCGCGCUGGAAACACCGGCGUGGCCAUCAGCUUCAUCAACGAGAACAAUCGCCCCAUCGCGCGCGAUUUGUACGAUCUGCUCGAUGAAAAUAGUCCCGAUUUUUGGAUUCACUGA